Messenger RNA from Electrophorus electricus (electric eel), 1277 nucleotides. RefSeq names its product dickkopf WNT signaling pathway inhibitor 3b (gene dkk3b). Gene Ontology annotation, biological process: negative regulation of canonical Wnt signaling pathway; multicellular organism development. Gene Ontology annotation, molecular function: co-receptor binding; receptor antagonist activity. The record is from RefSeq and is a predicted model, not a curated record. NCBI's taxonomy places the organism in Eukaryota, Metazoa, Chordata, Actinopteri, Gymnotiformes, Gymnotidae. Gene Ontology annotation, cellular component: extracellular region.
CAAAAGCCUUUUUCCGGUAUUUUGUUCCUUCGUAAAUUUCCAAAUAAAACCCCCUCUCUGGAUAGAGUCUGAUUCUCGGGACGUUCCCUUGCGCUAAAACCAUGCUGCUAUUUGCGCUACUUUGGCUGUAUGCAGGCUUUGCGCCUGGGAAUGCAGAACAGCGAGUUCAUGUUGAGACCCCAGACACAAGGAGCCUCGAAUCGCAUGCGGCUCAGGGCCAAGCAACUCUCAACGAAAUGUUCCGGGAGGUCGAAGAACUGAUGGAAGACACCCAGCAGAAAUUACAGGAGGCUGUCCAUCAGAUGGAGAAUGAGACGUCCAAAUCUCUGUAUGGGCACAGUCUGCCUUCCAGAUACGACUCUCUGAACAGGACAGAAGCCAAGGAAGCCAGAGCUCAUGCUGGAGGGAGCCCCAUCUCCAAAACCCUAAUUCAGACUGGCCAGUGGAACAAUGUGGACCAUGAGUGUCUGACAGAUGAAGACUGUGAGGAGGACAACUACUGCCGGUACGAGCUCAGCAGGUCCAAGUGCGCCCCCUGCAGGACCACCGGCACGGAGUGCGAGAAGAACGAGGAGUGUUGCGGAGAGCAGCUGUGCGUGUGGGGUCUGUGCGCACUGAACAGGACCACCGGUCAGUCGGGCACGAUCUGCCAGCAGCAGAGCGACUGCAGUUCCCAGCAUUGCUGUGCCUUCCACAGAGCGUUCCUGUUCCCGGUGUGUCGGCCCCGGCCUCGGGAGGGGCAGGGGUGCCAUGAGCAACCCAACCAGCUGCUGGAGCUGCUGCUGUGGGACGACGAGGCACCAUAUGAACACUGCCCAUGUGCUGCAGGACUGCAGUGCCAGCUGGCCGGCAAAGAAUCCCUGUGCACAGCCGAGAAGAGCUGAUUCACAAACAGGAGCAGGAGCGUCCCGCCACUACUCUGCAUUAUCCACACAAUUAGUGGGAUUAUAAUUAUUUAACCUUAAUUAUACAGCUUUUCUUGUUGACAUUUGCUGAUCAUUCGUUCUAUAUAUUACAUUUAUAUAUUUCAUUUUUUAUUAUGUUUGAUAUAAAAUACAUAUAAAUAGUCAAAGUGUAGACUUAAAUUUAGGGCUAUAUUCCUGUUGUAUACUCUUCAAUGACUAGAUGACCAAGUCUUAUAAUGCUUUUAACACUUGUGCGUUUUCUUAAAUGAAUGUUUUUUUUGUUUGUUUGUUUACCUUUAGUUAAUAACUAAGUGUAAAUAAUUCUCUGAAGACAGCAAAACAAAAAUAAAAUGAACAUUCACUGAGGUUUAA